UACGAUCAGUACUCAAUCGUUCAACGAUCACCACUCAAUCGUUAAAAACGGACAACUACAAAACUCAAGUUUACCUGACUCUUCAUGAUCCGGAUAAUUUCCACAGGAUUUAUGUUUUCCGUAUUCACUCUAAUAUUCAACAAAAUCGGAUAAACAUCACCUGAAAAGAACUAGAUUCUAGAACAUAGAUAAACAAAAACCAGUCGGAAAUUCAGCGCUUGAAAAAACUCCGGCUACUAGACGACCCCCAACCAAAGUGACAAAACGGCUUUUGCUAUGUAUUACCCGGACUUCAAUGGUCCCCAAGGAGAGAAACUAUGGAAGGCCGGAGAAACAAUUUUUCCUGGUCUGGACUUUCUACGGGCUCAUGCCAGCAUGUCGUCGCUCCCUCUGACGGCCAAUGGACUGGACGGCACCACCGCCCUCGGCCUCUCCCUUCAAGGUCGCGACCUCUCCGGCUCUCACCUAUCCCCGUCCAAGGGCAGCCCGCCCCACAACCGAGCCUCCCCACGGCCGGGGAGCGCCAGCACCACCCCGACCAACCUCUCCGCACCGCCCCUCAGCUCUGGACUCAACGCCCUGAACCUCAUCCAGACGCCCAAAUCUGGUCUGAAGCCGUCCAGCUACAGCUCCCCGCCCCCCAUGGCCUGCAACCCCGAGCACAACGUCUGCAAGCUCAUUGACUACAGGGGCGCCCAGGUGGCGGCCUUCAUCGUGGAGAGCAGGGAGCUGAUCUGUCUGCCCCAAGCCUUCGAGCUGUUCCUCAAGCACCUGGUCGGCGGCCUGCACACGGUGUAUACCAAGCUCAAACGGCUGGAGAUCACGCCCGUCGUCUGCAACGUCGAGCAGGUUCGAAUCCUGCGGGGACUGGGGGCGAUACAGCCCGGGGUCAACAGGUGUAAGCUCAUCUCCUGCUCGGAGUUUGACACGCUCUAUGACGACUGCACCAACUCGAACGCCCGGCCAGGCCGCCCCCCAAAACGAGUACAUUCCACUAAUCCAGUGGAUAACGACGUCCUGGAGAAACUAAAGAGACGGAAGCUGGAUAUCCCGGGGGAGUAUCCAUACGACCAGAGGUUUUACGAACGUAAACCCCUGAUGAACGGGUUCCCUCCAGUCGGGUACCCCGCGAUGCCGCAGUUCUCAAACUUCUUCAGUAUGCACCACCUGAUGCAGCCCAUGGCGAUGGCGUCACACAUCGGACUCAGGCCUGACUCGGGGGUUCCCAAACUGGAGCGGACGACCUCAGAUUCUGGCAUCAUCUCACCCAGACCACGUGACGAGAGACUGCCCAUGCUGGGGAUGUACGGGACCCCACCUGGUCUAGACCCCAGGAUCUCACACAGACCCCAAGAUGUGGAGUCAAACAAACCGCUCAAUCUGCAAGUAAACGGCCACCACAAAGACAAAGAAUCCGAAGCUUCGAGAAGUGACGAUGAUUUCGAUGAUGACAAGCUUUCUGAAGACGAAAGGCAGGCAGACGAAGAUCUAGACGACAGCUACGACAGUGAUGAGUACCACAGCAGCGACGCCCCUGACAAGCCCAGGCCCGGCUCCAACGGCAACCCCUUCGCCUCGAUGAACGGCGAGUCGGCCAUGUCCGAGUUCGAAUCCUUCGUGACCAAGUUCAACAGCGUGGUGCGGGCUUUGGUGGACGCGGCCAAGGCGGUAGAGAGGAGGGCGGCGGAGGAGAAAGAUCAGAUCAGCAUAGAGUUGAUCAAAGAGAAAGAGAAAACACAGAGACUGGAGAGAGAGAUGCAGGAUGAGAGGAAAAAACGAGAGUUUUUCCAAAGGAGGGUCCGUCGGCUGAGGAGGGCUCUAAAGCAGGAGGGGUUCUCGGAGUCGGGGAGUAAACAUAUGGAGAAGCCAGAGAGGUCAAGGUCAGAGUCUAGCCCCGAGCCUGUUCUUAGAAAUAGUCAAGAGCCGCCCCAGCAGGACAGUGACAGCGAGAAGACCCUCAACACUGCUCACUCGUCGGACCUGGAGCGAAAAACAGGUGCGGGGCAGAUCUUCCGCCAGUGGACAGGCCGACGUCUAGAAGAGAAAUGUUCGAAUCCUACGUCAACGCCCACCACGCACCCCCCACCUCUAGUCCCCUUAAGUUCUCCUACCAUUCACUCGUACCCCCCAAUGAUGUCUAAGUCACACCCCUACACACCUUCACACCAACACCUCAUUGAAACAAACUCAAGAUUUGCGCACCAGGAUUUGGUGCGGUAUGUCAGCUCAGGAAGAUCAAUCUCCCAUUAGACAGCUCGCCAUUUACUGACCACAACAAACUAUUUAUUUACUGAGAAGCGGGUCAAAACGUCGCACGAAAGGAGAGUUGUUGUGCGCAUGCGUAUAGAAAAAAAGUGAGACUGAUUAACAAGUAAAUUAACAUAAUUAAUGUAUUAGAUUAGUAGUUAUUCCAUGUGAGUAGAGUCUGGUCUAUUUAAAGCAACCAACUUAUGUUUUUAUUAUUAAAACUCAACAUGUAAAUAUUGUUUGGUUUGUGUGUAUGGGAUUGUUAAAGGAGGUUUGAAAGAAAUAUGGAAUGUAAGAGAGAUAGAGAGACAGUUGAAAAUCAAACAAAUGUAUGGUAACCUUAUAUUGAUGACUUGAUAUUGAUGACUUGAUAUUGAUGACCUAUGAUGUAUUAUUCAAUGUGCUGGAUCGAUAAUUUUAAUGCAUUGAUUUUAACGUCGCGAAUAUUUUGUGUUACAGUGUGUAUAUACUAACUUGUAUACUAUUUUUAGAAUGUGCAUCUUUCAAACAACCUUGACCUUUGAUUAGGGUCAAUUUUUCUUUGGUAUUUGUUUUUU
Physella acuta is the source of this 2804-nucleotide messenger RNA. RefSeq lists its product as uncharacterized. Gene Ontology annotation, cellular component: transcription regulator complex; nucleus. Gene Ontology annotation, molecular function: DNA-binding transcription factor activity, RNA polymerase II-specific; RNA polymerase II cis-regulatory region sequence-specific DNA binding. Gene Ontology annotation, biological process: regulation of transcription by RNA polymerase II. The record is from RefSeq and is a predicted model, not a curated record. Lineage: Eukaryota; Metazoa; Mollusca; Gastropoda; Physidae.